Molecule: messenger RNA, 1983 nt
Organism: Paralichthys olivaceus (Japanese flounder)
Lineage: Eukaryota; Metazoa; Chordata; Actinopteri; Pleuronectiformes; Paralichthyidae
Gene: phgdh
Product: phosphoglycerate dehydrogenase
Biological process (GO): L-serine biosynthetic process
Molecular function (GO): phosphoglycerate dehydrogenase activity; NAD binding
Source: RefSeq, a predicted model, not a curated record
ACCAGCAGAGGGAAACUCCCCGCGGCCACCGUCACUCCCAGCCGAGCAUCAAGCACUCAGCUCAACUUCAUCCACCAUCCAGCACCGAGAGAACCCCUCCGCACCAAGAUGGCCCCUGUCUCCAUCAAGACCGUGUUGAUCAGUGAGAGUGUGGACCCUCGCUGCAGAGCCCUCCUGCAGCAAAAUGGCAUCCGAGUUACGGAGAAGCAGCAAAUGUCAAAAGAUGAACUGAUCGCGGAGAUAAAGGACUACGAUGGCCUUGUGGUGAGAUCUGCAACCAAGGUAACAGCUGAUGUUAUCAAUGCUGCAAAUAAUCUCAAAAUCAUUGGGAGAGCUGGGACCGGUGUGGACAAUGUGGACGUUGAUGCUGCCACCAAGAAGGGUAUUAUUGUAAUGAACACACCAAGCGGUAACACAAUCAGUGCUGCAGAGUUGACAUGUGCCCUGCUGAUGAGCCUCUCAAGAAAUGUGCCUCAAGCUGCGAUGUCGAUGAAACAAGGGAACUGGGAUCGCAAAAAGUUCAUGGGUGCAGAGCUCUACGGGAAAGUUCUUGGAAUAGUGGGACUUGGGAGAAUAGGAAAAGAAGUCGCCUCAAGGAUGCAAUCAUUCGGCAUGAGGACUAUCGGCUAUGACCCUAUCACUCCACAUGAGGUGUCGGCCAGCUGGGGGGUGGAGCAGAUGCAGCUGGAGCAGCUUUGGCCCCAGUGUGAUUAUAUUACUGUCCACACUCCCCUCAUGCCCUCUACUGUUGGUCUGCUCAACGACGAAUCAUUCGCUAAAUGCAAGAAAGGGGUGAAGGUGGUGAACUGCGCACGAGGCGGCAUCAUCGAUGAGGAUGCUCUCCUCAGAGCGCUGGAGUCCGGACAGUGUGGAGGAGCAGGACUUGACGUUUUUGUUGAGGAGCCACCGAAGAACCGCUCACUGGUGAAUCAUCCCAACGUCAUCAGCUGUCCUCACCUCGGAGCCAGCACCAAGGAGGCUCAGGCUCGCUGUGGGGAAGACAUCGCCCUGCAGAUUGUGGACAUGGUGAUGGGCAAGAAACUGGUUGGAGCAGUAAAUGCUCAGGUUUUGGCGAGCACCUUCUCCCAGGAAUCUCAUCAGCUGAUCAAACUCGGAGAAGCCGUUGGAGCCGUGCUGCAGUCGUGCUCAAGUUCUAAUAAACCGUUCAGCCAAGUGCAGAUCACCACUCAAGGGGAUGUCAUGAAGUCCUCCGCCGGUUACAUGACAUCAUCAGUCCUGGUCGGACUGCUGAAUCAUGAAUCUGGCUGCUGCCCAAACCUCAUCAAUGUACUGAGUCUCGCAAAGGAAUCUGGAAUCACGGUAAACCAAGCCCACUGUGCAUCUGAGGGGGCAGCUGAUGGAGUCUGCAAGGUGGAGAUCGUGGCCAAAUGCUGCACCUACAAAGCCACGGGGGCAGUUCAGGGUGGUGUGCCGGUCCUGCUGGAGCUGAGCGACAGUGUGUUCAGACAGCCGGUCCGUCUCACUGGGAAUCUGCUGUUCUUCAAAGCCCCUGCGAGUCCUCAGCUCCUGUCCUCUGUGGCUGGAGUGCUGGCCGCAGAGGGGGUGGAGAUCGAGUCUUUCAGCGCUCCCUCAGACCGCAGUGGUGAUCUGUGGUAUUGUGUGGGGGUGUCCUCCCUCCUGCAAGACCUCGGUGCCUUAAAGUCCUCAGUUAAGGAGGCCGCACAGCUCACCAUUUAAGUGACGGCAGCAGAACCCGCUGCAGUGCUUGGAUAACAUUCAGUAUCUGAAAUAGCAGGUUUAACAAUGUCUAGUAUAAUUGAUCUGUCUCGGUCUUCAUGUUUACAGCUAACAACUUGUUUAGAAGUUGAGCUUGUGUAGAACACUAUCAAACACUUGAACACUUUAAAACGUCUUUCUGAUAACAUUCCAGUGGUACGAUGGUUUAGGAGCCCUUGAGGUGACUUUUUCAGUUUAUUUGACCAUUUCAAAGCAAUGUGAAAUAAAAUACACUUACUAAAACUG